AUGGCCUAAAGAAGAUAAUUUCACUGAACAAUCACCACAGACCUAUUCAUCUGAUUUAUUCUUUACAAAUAUACAACCAUUGAAUACAAUUCGUAGUCUACAACCAGAGGAAAUACUUCCAGUUGAUGUAUCAGAUGAUAAAGUGAUAAUUGACAUUAUACCUAUGGAUAAUGAUAAACAACAAAUUAGUUUAACUAUAAAUGAUGAUAAAACUGAUGAGAUUCGUGCUAUUGCAAAAUUAGCUACAACUGAUACCCCAUUAGAUGAUACAACGAAUACACAAAUCAUUCGUUAUUCAUAUAGAUUAGCAUAUAUUAGUGGUUUACCAGCUCAUACUGGUGAAUUAGGUGAAUCAAUAUUAUUCAAUAGUACAAAUGGUAGUUUAAUCAUAAUGAAUCCACAUUAUACAACGAAACCAUUGAAACUCCGAUUUAAUGUUAUUGUGAAAUCUAUUGAUGAAAUGAAUAAUAAUGCAAAUGAACAAGAACUAAAUGAAAUAGAUAAUCAACAAAAGGAAUCUAAUUAUCCAUUGAAAAGAUAUCGAACAGAUUAA
Molecule: messenger RNA, 553 nt
Organism: Schistosoma curassoni
Lineage: Eukaryota; Metazoa; Platyhelminthes; Trematoda; Strigeidida; Schistosomatidae
Source: the annotation of a GenBank genome assembly